AUGUUAGUAACGUGUAUUUUAACCAUGGAGUCGACGGAUAUGCGAGAAUGGUUUAUGAAAAAUUUCACGGAGGAGAAAUAUGAGAGAUUCGUUAAAAGUAUCAAUGAUGAAUUGCCAACACUUGCUGGAUUUCGUCUUGCAGAAACACCGUUAUUUCUCAGUAAUGAAGUUCGUGAUCGAUUGAUUCGUGCAGGUGAUGAAAUAGUGGAUUUUGUCCUUCGUUCAGAUUUUAAACAAUUGACAGAAAAAGUCAUUCCGAACCAAUGGCGAUGUGCGAACGAAAACGAACAUCCGAAUAUUUUCACCAUGGACUUCGGCCUUUGGAAAGAUGAAAAUGGUGUAACAGUACCACGAUUGAUUGAGUUACAAGGAUUUCCAUCUUUACAUGCACUCGCCGCGUUCCAAGAAGAUGCUUAUCGUGCAGCUUAUGAUAUUUCAGCGGAUUGGACAAUUUACUUCAAUGAUUUUGACCAACGUCGUUAUCUGACAUUGUUCAAAGAGAUUAUUAUUGGAUCACAUCAGCCUGACGAAGUCGUUCUCAUGGACGUCAAACCACACGAACAACAUACGGCGGUGGAUUUCUAUUUCACACAAAAAUUUCUCGGUAUACCAAUUGUUGGCUUAGAUGAAUUGCAACAAGAAGGAAAGCGAUUGUUUUACGAACGUGAAGGACAACGAAAACGCAUCAAACGUAUUUACAAUCGAUUGAUAUUCGAUGAAGUUGCUGAUGAUCCUGAUAUUUUCAAAGAUAACGUUGACCUUCGACAAGAACUCGAUGUUGAAUGGAUCAACCAUCCGAAUUGGUUCUAUCGAAUAAGUAAAUAUCUCUUACCGAUUCUUAAAGGUGAUUAUGUUUUGAGAACAUAUUAUCUAAACGAAAUUCUCGAUCAACUUCCUCAUGAUUUGGAAAAUUAUGUUUUAAAACCAUUGUUUUCAUUCGGUGGUACGGGUAUUGUUAUCGAUAUAAAAAGAGACGAUAUUUCAAAAAUCAAAGAUCCAGAAAACUGGAUUUUGGGGCGCAAAAUCGAGUAUGAACCAGCUUUUCGACGUGCUGAUGACGAAAUGGUCAAAGCAGAAAUUCGUCUGACGUAUUUUUGGCCCGAUGGAGAUCAACGACCAGUAUUGACAACUAAUUGUACCCGCUUGAGUACAGGAAAAAUGAUCAAUGCUCAAUUGAACAAAGAUGCACGAUGGGUUGGAGGCACUAUUUCAUAUAUGAAAUCAUGA
This is a messenger RNA of Adineta ricciae, 1227 nucleotides long. NCBI's taxonomy places the organism in Eukaryota, Metazoa, Rotifera, Eurotatoria, Adinetida, Adinetidae. The record is from the annotation of a GenBank genome assembly.